AUUCCGGCUUCCGUAGGCAGCAGGAGCGAAAGGGACCUGCUCGCUGCCACAGCCUGAGAGCAUCCUCCUCUUUGCCUUCUUAUCAUCCUCACCAAAACACAGCGGGAUGACGGAAAAUCAUGAGGAUAUCAGCUCUACACCCUCCGGAUUUUCGGUAGAAUAUCGUUACGGGCUACGUUAGCCGUUUGGCUAGCGUGAAGCUGAGAAAACAUGAGGCGUUUUUCCUGAUGAAGAGCACACAAAAUAGAAAAGAACAGAGUUAUCCCUAGCAGAGCGAGCUGGGCUGAGCCUCUAGCUUUCACUGUUUUAUUUAUGCAUAUAUUUUUAUUUUCUUUUACAAACUCCCUCCGAAAUUACUUGCGUCAAGAAGCUCACGACAUUUUUAUUGGACUCAUUUCCUCUGCUGAUGUGUCUGUAAUCUGUGGUUCUCCAGUUAAAGAAGAUGCACAGAUAGAAGUGGUCGCUUGACAACAUCAAGGUGCUCGGGACUUUCCUACUUUCCAGCAGAGAGAAUAUGAACCAACAGAUCUAACAUUUCUGACCGACAUGAUGCCAUAAGAAGAGGACAUUUCCACUAAAAAGUUGUCUGACUCUCUACUCUACACAGAUGAAUGUCUUUUAGCAGCUUCCAGUUGUGCUCCAUCACUUGGACUGUGUUUUAAUUGGAGGAAUGGAUUUUUAAAACCAUGGCUGCAGCAACAUUUUAACCCUGGGAUUCUGACUAAUUCAACAUAUGUUUACAUGCCCGUAUCAGUGAUUUUUAUCUACAAAAGGGGCCUUAUCACGUCAAAAACACUGAACUUUUUACCAGGACAUAUUUGCUGUAUCUACCUUUAAAUACGUGAGUGGCUAAUCAUCAUUUCCUGGGUCCAGAGAUUGAUUCCAACGCAUCAAUACUUUUGUCAUGCAGGGAAUCUGUGGACGCACCAGGAACAAGCUGAAAAUUCAUUCUUUAGUUACUUCCCUAGCCUCAUUAUUGACCCCAUGACCCCUGAAGACGUCAGAUAGUCGCUCUCACCAAACCAUAUGUCCUCAUCAAAGAUUUAAAAGCAGUUACCACAGGGCGGUAAACGAUGCGCAUGCCUGUAGCGGCGCCAGCGUCGUCGUGGCUGGCCGUCACCGGACGGUCCUCUGCUUCGGCCAUGACCCGGUUGAUGUUGGGCCGGACUCUGGAGCGAAUCUGUAAAGGCGUCCUGCUGCUCUGCCUGCUCCACUUCCUGAUCAUGAUGAUCCUGUACUUCGAUGUCUACACGCAGCGCUUCGACCUCUUCAGCCGCUUCAACAACGGCCGCAAUGGAUCCAGGAAUAACAUCAGUGGAGCAGCAGGACAUCACUAUUACUAUUACAACCUUUCCAGGCCUAAUGCUACAUUACCGAGCUACCUAGCUACAGGCGAGCAGCUGAUGCCCACUGUGCAGCCAGAGACCAAUCAGACACCUUCACCCAAACCGCUGCCGCCGUGCCCAGAGAUCCCACCAGGCCUUGUGGGGCGUUUGCUGAUCGAGUUCAGCACCCAGAUGACAAUGGAGCGAGUGCAGAAAGAAAACCCCAAUGUGACGGAGGGAGGCCGCUACACACCUCCUGACUGUCGGCCCAGAUGGAGGGUGGCCCUCAUCAUCCCGUUCCGUCACAGAGAAAACCACCUGAAGUACUGGCUCCACUACCUCCACCCUAUCCUCCGACGGCAGAAGAUCGACUAUGGCAUCUACAUCAUCAACCAGUUGGGGGAAGACACCUUUAACCGUGCCAAGCUGUUGAAUGUUGGCUACACAGAGGCGUUGAAGGACGGAGAGUACGACUGCUUCAUCUUUAGUGACGUGGACCUGAUCCCGAUGGAUGACCGCAACCUCUACCACUGCUACGACCAACCGAGACACUUUGCCAUUGCCAUGGAUAAGUUUGGCUUCAGGCUGCCGUACGCAGGAUACUUCGGAGGAGUUUCAGGCCUUAGUAAAAAACAGUUUCUGAAGAUAAACGGCUUCCCAAAUGAGUACUGGGGCUGGGGAGGAGAGGACGACGACAUCUACAACAGGAUCACUCUGAAUGGGAUGAAGGUGUCCAGGCCAGACGUUCGAAUCGGCCGCUACAGAAUGAUUAAACACGAGAGAGACAAACACAACGAGCCCAACCCACAGAGGUUUAACAAAAUACAGAACACAAAGAACACAAUGAAGAAGGACGGCAUCAGCUCUCUGACCUACAGACUGGUUCAGGUCAAGAAGUACCCACUGUACACAAAUAUCUCUGUGGAGAUCGGCAAACCACCGCCCCGUCCAUUCAAGGGCUAGUGACACACAGAGAGAGGGGUGAAGGGGGUUGAUGCAUUGUGUCUGGAGGAGCAAGAUGUGCACAAGAGAGAUUACAAGAAGGAACCAAGAGACACAUAUCCUUGACUUGGAAAGACUGGAAAUAUUUUGGAGUAGAAAAAGAGGGGAAGUAACAAGCACAUCAUGGUCUCUUUCUCCCCUCUAACCCUUCUUUUGAAGAUUUCAGCGCUCCAUUUCUGUAACAGGACUCAGGCUCCUUCAAUUUUUUCAGGCAGACAAUGGCUUCUCACCCCUACCUUUACCAAUCAGUGACUUCAGAAUUAAAGAGAGUGGACCAAAGCUGGAAUACCAGCGGCUGACUCAAAGCUGGUGUCAAACUUGGAAGCUGAAACUUGGAGCCUUUCCAUCAGCAAUCUUUCGAAGACUGGAGGGCAUCCAAUGGUGUAUCGACAGAGGAUAAUGACAGGGUCUAUAUGUUGGGAGACAAUUUCUAAGUUGGAUAGUUUUCAUGGCUUGUUCUCAAAUAUGGGACAGCGUCCAGUUUGAUUUCUUGGAAUAUUUGACAAGUUUCGUCAACACAAAGUGACAAAAAAAUGACUUCUACAUGGAUACGAAAAAGGAAACUGAAGAGCAAAGGACUUGGAACAUGCUUGUGUGGAAAUAACAUAACCUGGUGGACAACAGACUCUUUUAACGCCAUGAAAAAUGUUACUUUUUAAGCAUUUACAGAUGUGUGUUCAAGAUAACAGGGAGUCCCGUUUUAGAAAUGGUUGCAGACCGUGACAGCCCAUGGAAUUAAAUGGAUUGCAUAUCAAAGAUCUGCUGACUCUUGUCUCAACAAAUGAUGCUGACAGUCGAUUUGAUAUUGACGUCUUUGUCAGGGAGUCUCCUGUUUGGAUCUAACUACUCAAUCAAAUCCUCCGGUAUCACUUAAUGAAUGUGUAUUGUGCCUGCAUCUACAGCAGAAGACUCUAAACAGUGCUGGGACACGCUGAUAACAACCUGUUUGUCAUGGGAACCCUCUUUUGGUUCUCCUUUUUAUAUAUAUAAACUCAGACUUUGGAAACAGAAACUGACUCAGUGGAGUGAUGGAAAAGUUUGGCAACAGAAGAAAACAUAUUGAAGUUACGUAAGGCUUUCUCCUAUGUUGAAUGCAGUGUGCUGGAACUACCUUGGGAAUGCAUCUUGAAUCAUAUCGAGGAUUUAGACCAACAAGGCAGAUUAACUGACAGCUCAGACAUGAUUUCACCUCCAUGUGGCACAUAUUGGAAAUCAGUUUUCUUGACACUUGUUGUCUUUUUUGACCCACUUUAAGAAAGUUUUGUUUCGGUAAUCUGAGUUUUACAGAUCCAGUUUCUUCUCUAAAAGAUGGAAGCUAGAGAUUAGUUCAUAUUCUUACAAAUAUGUACAAAUAUGAUCCAGUAGAAACAUUUAUUGAUAAAUAAAUUUGACUUUAACUGUAUUUUUUAACAUGGGGCACAAAAGGGACAAACGACAAAUAUGAGCUAUCAGAUGUUUCGCAGGAAACCAGUUGUCAAUCCAAAGGUCUUGCAGUUUUCUCACUCGCUCCACAGACAUAGAGACAAUUUGAAAUUUGGGUCAUUUUUUAGCUUAUAAUGUAACCUUAAAGUCUUUUUCUUUAGUAUCACGGUUCAUUUAUGCUCUUAUGCCAUUUUCUCUCUGCUAUCAUUUUCUUCCAAUCUACGAGGGGAAAGACUAUCAUAUCCGGAAAGAGGAAAUUACACAAUGAUAGUCUUUAGUCUAUGGAAAAUGUGAAUUUGAGGGCUGCUUCGAGAAGUUAAAGUUUGAGCAGUCUGACUGACGUCUCAAUCGCUGCUUCAGAUUUUAUCACCAUCACCCGUCAGAACAGGAUCAUUUUAAUACACUUUAGAAUUUCAUAACUGACAGGUAUCAAAUAACCAGUUCCUUUUUUUUUUACUGAAGUUGUUUUGACGUUUAAACUGUCUCAUAUGACUUCAACAGCUUAUCCUGUGUGGAAAAAAAUCGCCUUGCACUUUUUUUUGUAAUGUUUUGAUAUGUUACUCUUCUUCCUUUGUUUUUAUUUUUUCCUCGUCUCUACUGUUGAUGCUGUUACUGUUGACGCCUAAACACCAAACUGAUGCCUUCAGUAGUAAUUUUUUCAAAGGGGCUGGGAAAGUUGUGUUUAAAUUUGAGGUCAUUCCUUGGCUGAUAAGUCAGUGGAUAAGGACAUGUGUGUGAUAUACGGAAGCCUAAAGCAGACACGCAUCUGUACAUUUUAUUUACUCAGUUUUCUAGUGAAAACUAUUAUAUUUUUUCUCUAUAUAUAUCUUCACAUAUCUGUGUUGUUAUCUCAUGAUAAUAUAACAUGUUUUCCGUGAUGAUGAGUUCAUUUCAAUUGUUUCCUUGAAACCCCAUCUUAUCAUUUGUCCUCAUCACGUGAUAAUAAAGUUUGUUUUCUCAUGAUAACAGGAUACUUUUCUGGCAUUCUAGAAAAUGAAAUAAUAGGAUGGUCACUGUAAUAGUCCAGACCAUGCAAUGCUACCAUUGCCAAUACUAAUGAGGUAAGUUAAGCCGAUUUCUUCUCUGUACUUUGCUUUUCUAAUCGAGUUAUGAUUAUGUCCAAUACAGUGGUGGGCUUUUUAUCAUGAGGAAACAAGUUUUGUUAUCUUGAUGAAUUACAGCUUGAUCUGGAGAACUUGUUUUCACAAUACAACAGAGUAAAUAACAUGUAUUGAUACAUGCCAGCUCAGGGCUUCCAUAGCUUUCAAGAAAAACCCACACAAAACAUUUCCACCUGCCUUUGAAACUUUAACAGAUACAAGAGUUUUGUAUCCUCUGAUGGUUCAAUCUCUGCAUCACUAAUAACAAUGUGGGGCUUUUAUUAGGUGAAAAGAAAAAAAGUAGAUUGUUUGUUCCUUCUUUGGACAGCCUUCAGGCAAAAAUGUUCCCAUCUGUUUGGCUCUCUGUUAUCUCUGCCUGAAGUCUGUUGGAAGGAGUGAUGGCCCCUCUCUUACAGACACACACACACACACACACACACACACACACACACACACACACAUACACACAGACAGGCACACACACACAGGCACACACACACACAGGCACAAAAGCAUUCACAGUUUCCCUUUUUUCUUUACAUUAUCUCCUCUUUCAUUGCCUCUUCUUUCUCACUCUGUCAGUCCACGCUGUGUGUGUGUCAGUGGCUUUCUGUUGUGCUUUGUGCCAGGCCCACUUCAGGCACAGCUGCGUUGCACAAGAGCGCUUCUUCAUUCAAUAGAUAUCGACAGGGGCUCUCUUUGUGUCCCUGAAUUUGUGCCACUUUACUGUAUCUUUAUUUUUCUCUGUACUCACCCCUUCUCAGUACACAUCCCCCAUCUGUCUCCCCUCUUCUCUCCUUAUCUACUCCAACCCUGACUCUCCUAUUCCUUUUCACCUUCUCUCCUCUCUGUACUCUGAAACUAAAGAGUGCAGAAAUCUCUUGGUGACUUUUAGAGUCCCUUAGUGGGUAAACAACGUGGGGAGAUCAAUACCCUCCCUUCUUUAUACUGUUUACAGCUGUGGAAUUCAACAGAUUUGUUCACAUCUAUCGCAUAUCCUGCUUAAAAGUCACUGUUUCUAUGUGGGGUGUGAGCUUUUGGGGAUGCUCUGAUCAGUUUUUGAUGCAGUCAUAUAUUUUCAGAAAGACCUCUUUGUUUCGUUGAGUUGAGAAACACAGUAAACAUUAAAUGAAAGCUUAGAUUUUCACCCUGCAGUAUUAAAGAGGCGCCUCAGAGAUUAAGUGUGUCACCUCAGUAAAGUUGGGUGACUUUUGAGGGACAGGUUAAGGAAUAUAGAUGAUAAUUUUGAAGUAGCAGAGGCUGAAAUAUACAGACUUUAAAUCCCUAGCUUAAGUCAAAUCCUAAAAGAAUUACAUUUCCCAUAAUGCAACUAAUUAUUAUCUUUCAUAGAGUUGUAAAGGUGAAGACUGAAUUUUUGAACCCUUGGCUACAAAAGUAAAGUCUCAUUCAUGUUUUUUUUUCAGAGGAUAUCCCGUGAUUCACAGUUUGGACACUUCAACACUAGAAUAAAUGAUAAACAUAUGUGAAAAAAGACAAUAAUGCAAAAUAAAUGGCACUAGCCUCUGUGCUAAAAAAAUAUUGGGAAAAUAGUCCUGGCAUAGUUAACUUAAACAUUCUGCAACAUGAAUGGCUAACAGCAUACAGAUGCGGAAGAUAAAGCCUCUGGUUUUACAAUCUGAAGCUCUCAUGAAUAUACUUGGGCAGCAUUUUCAUAAUUACAAUUUUUUGCACUUUGUUUGGUUCACAAAUUAAUAAUGUAACAUAAAGUGGUAGUUUUGGGAGUACAGUGUCUAUAACUAAGUAGCUCUAAGGUAAAAGAAAUACGUUUCAAAUGGAAGUAUACAUAUCUGUAAAACCCUCCCUUCCUCCUCAGUCCCACCAUUCGAUCCCCACACCUCCAGAAACAAAGUAGCAUUCCUGUAAAAGAUUUGAGGUCAACGUGCUCCAGAGCCACAGAAGACAUUACACAGCCACUUUGCUCAUACUCUUCAUGACAACUCAACUACACCCCUUCACACCUGAAAUGCUUGAGCGCCCCUGUAAAAUUCUAGCAUCAACAAGCAUACUCUUACAAACUACAGGCUGCAUUUCAUGAGGACAGUUACAUCUAGAAAGAACAAGCUAAAGAGAAAGAUUUCUUGGCAAAAGAAGAAGGAUAGAGCAGGAGAGUCAUGGCCCCAGUGUGUAUAAACAGUAACAUGUGAUGCAGAUGUAAAGAUCAGAAACCUCAGCAGAAAAAGUAUUUGAAUCGUUUCCUUUACUGGUGUAUGAAAACGACGGUGAGGAGCGCUUGAUAUUUGUUGAAGGACUUUUGACUUUUGAAGCUGCUCCAGUCGUCAAGCACACCUCUGGUGGUUAAGUAGUGGAGACAGUUUUUCAAAUACUUCUUUUGCUUGUCUGCAGCAGACAGCAGACAGGACUUAGAGGCCUGUGGGCGUUUUUAAACAUUUACUGUAUCUCUAGCUAUGGUUUUUUGUACAUUGAAUGUUGAAAAUGUUAUAUCUUAUAUAGAAUGCAUUAUGUCAUAUCAAACCUACUUUUUCUAUACAAUCAAUAAAUCUGAUGGUUAAAGAUUA
Molecule: messenger RNA, 7386 nt
Organism: Notolabrus celidotus (New Zealand spotty)
Lineage: Eukaryota; Metazoa; Chordata; Actinopteri; Labriformes; Labridae
Gene: b4galt2
Product: UDP-Gal:betaGlcNAc beta 1,4- galactosyltransferase, polypeptide 2
Exons: 8
Coding region: 1074-2288 (404 amino acids)
Biological process (GO): carbohydrate metabolic process
Molecular function (GO): glycosyltransferase activity
Source: RefSeq, a predicted model, not a curated record